AUGACAAUGAGACUACAUAUGUUUACUUUGCAGUUAAUUGGUGUUACGAUGCAAUGUGAACAGUUUUUGCAGAGCGAAUGUAAUGGUUUUUGGGAGAUUCUUGACCUUCCUAACGUCACUUCUAAAAUGUUGAGAUUGAGACUGAAUACCGGGGUGUGUGGUGAUACAUCUCACCACAGAAAACAACAAAAGGAAUAGUGCAUCGUUAUACCCCCUCACUCAAAGUAUUAUCAAUAAAAUACAGUUCAUACACUUGAAUGUGAAAAUCUAGUUUUAUUAUUUAGUGAUGAGAAUAAUGGCCGAGUGUUUCCCUGUCUUCGUGCAUUUCUGUUCUUUGCACGUCGCUGUGCGUUUGCGGCCACAUAGUGAUGUUUGCUGCCCAUGCAAGAAUCUCGAAUUCUGGGAAUAUCUACAAUAAAGAAUGGUACGUUGGGUAUUAAGAACAAUAUAUUUCCCGAGAGGGCUCUUACAAAGUAGAACAUCUAAGAUUGAAAAAUUUUCCUAGCACUUAGAAAUAACGGAAAAGGGAGCAACAUAAAUAUAGGAGUAUUCAAUUUUAAUUCCUGGCAAACAGUAACUAUGAGCCAGUUGACUGUAAACAAGAGGGAAACAGCUGUGGUACUGAUUCAUGGCUUUGGUAAGUGCUAAUUUCUUAAAUUUUACUAUCAGAGAAUUUACUUUUAAACUUUAUAACCUUUUUUUAAUAUAGUCAAAUUAAAUUGAAUACAUUAAUUUUAACUUUGAUUUAGCCGAAGACCAUAUAUAAGUACCAAUAGUUUGUGCUUUCUUCACUUAAAACUUACUAUAUUAAAACAUUUCAAGAAGGUCCUUAGAGAAGUAAAAACUUUGGGCUAGCAAUAACUUAUUCUAUCGACGGCAAGAGUGGUAAAAGGAAUAAAGUGACUGAUUUAGUUAAUGCGAAGAAUAGGUGACCAUUAGAUAAACUUUUAAAAUAUACUAACAAAAAUCCAGACUUAUUUAUAUUUGGUAUAUUUUCCAUCUCGAAUAUUAGAUAGGUUUUCACUGAAAAUUGUGAAGAGAUAUAUUUAAAAGUAUACUGUGUGCGUUCAGUGUGUAGGGAGCAACAAAAGUGAUUGAAGAAAGAAAUGAAUGUAUAUAAAUCCGUAACAUUGCAAGCUAUGGUGCAAUCACAGGCAUUUCGUGCGCGUGUGUGUGUG
Molecule: messenger RNA, 1178 nt
Organism: Gryllus bimaculatus (two-spotted cricket)
Lineage: Eukaryota; Metazoa; Arthropoda; Insecta; Orthoptera; Gryllidae
Source: the annotation of a GenBank genome assembly